This is a messenger RNA of Exophiala bonariae, 1152 nucleotides long. RefSeq lists its product as uncharacterized. Bases 1 to 1152 code for a protein of 383 amino acids. The transcript has a single exon. NCBI's taxonomy places the organism in Eukaryota, Fungi, Ascomycota, Eurotiomycetes, Chaetothyriales, Herpotrichiellaceae. The record is from RefSeq and is a predicted model, not a curated record.
AUGGACACUUACAUCGGUAGGGCAUUGCAGUACAGCGCCGACAUCGCCGCGGCCUAUUGGUCACAAAUCAACAACUUUAUAACGAGUGCUCGACUGCAAAUAGCCAACAAAUAUUCCCGUAAUGAUGAGGAGCUCAUUCCUGACCAUUUUGGCGUGCGAUUGACGAUUAAGAGGAAGAGUAAAGUGCUCAAGACGAUUAACUGUAGCACAGAGGAGCAGUAUGAAAAUUUCAAGAAGAUUUGGUGGGAGAAAACUGCCACCAACAAGCCAUUCGAUCAUCGGUUUUUGGAGGUCUCUGGAAAGGCGGUUUUUGAGUGGAAGGCACCUACGCCCGUGCCUGCGCCAGUAGAGAGAGUUGUAGAGGCACCAACGCGUCGUUCAGGAGGAGGAGGACCUACCAGGAUGAGUGCCAGUCAGCGUCAACGCGUCAGUAAUGCCAAUGAAGCAAUGGUAGAGGAGGUCCUGGCAGACUCACUCACUACAAUCACUGCAAAGUGGGUUUGCCGCGUUGCCAGUUGUCCCAAUAAAGGGGCCCUUUGCGCAGGAAACCUCCAUGGCCAUUUGGCCCUGUCGCUGCCUAACAUAAAGAAAUGGAAUGCCCUUAUAAAAAAGGGCGUGGCCAACACGGAUGAGGUCCCAGGAGAGGUCCUUGGAGAUGCCAAAGUGGCACGAGAUCGCCACAAGUUACAGGAUAAAGGACAAGGGAUGCCUUUACCAGUAAUGCCAGCGCCGAUUUACUGCCAGUAUUAUUAUGCCGGAGGAGUUGGUGGCAGUAGAGAGAGUGGAAUGCCAGGAGGGUUUCCACCGCAAAAUGGACCGCCGACAGCAUUAGUUGGCACUGCGAUUGCACCACCAAAAGAGCCUCAAUCAAGCCCGCCAUUUCUAGCAGGAGAUGAUGAUGAGAACCUCCUCCUUUAUUUGAGUUGGUUAGGCGUCAAAUAUCCACGCAACCGUGAGGAAUUCGCAUCGUUUGGUGACAUUUUGGCGGGGGAUGGAUGGAGUUUCAGUGCCAUUCGUGAGAUCACCGAUCUCCAGUUUGAGGCGAUGAAAAUCGCUCCAGGUUUCGUGCGCAAGAUAAAGAAGCAUUUGAAGGAGUGGGUGAGAGAAGGACAUGCCGUAGAGAGUGGUAGUGGUGGCGCAGUGAGCUCUUGA